AUGCGCAUCAAGAUCGUCGCCCCCCCCGAGCGCAAGUACUCCGUCUGGAUUGGUGGCUCCAUUCUUGCCUCCCUCUCCACCUUCCAGCAGAUGUGGAUCUCCAAGCAGGAUGCUUCUAAGCGCCUAGUUCCCCACGCUCGGAGCCACUGCUGCGCGGGUGUGCCGGUGACCGGUGCUUUCGCCCGAUCCCCGGCGCCGGGUCGCGCCGCUGCCGCCGCCGCCGCCGCUGCCUGA
Molecule: messenger RNA, 234 nt
Organism: Fonticula alba
Lineage: Eukaryota; Rotosphaerida; Fonticulaceae
Exons: 2
Coding region: 1-234 (77 amino acids)
Source: RefSeq, a predicted model, not a curated record